Lecanosticta acicola is the source of this 1260-nucleotide messenger RNA. Lineage: Eukaryota; Fungi; Ascomycota; Dothideomycetes; Mycosphaerellales; Mycosphaerellaceae. The record is from the annotation of a GenBank genome assembly.
AUGCCUUCGAAUCAGGACAAUGGGACAGCAAGCCGCCGCUCGUGCAGACAGAAGACCCUCUCCAAGAAAUUGGAGGAAGCACAAAAGAACGGCGCAUACAUACCGGGAUUUUCAUCUUCCCCAGUGCAAACUACGCCUCAUGUAGUCGGAUCCGCCCAUUUGACCACACCACAGUCAGCCGCUACGCCAUCCCCAACAACACCGCCCACAUCGACAGCGCAGUCAAUCGGACUAGGCUCAGCUCCAGCGCAUCCAUCAAUUACAGCACCGCACGGCUUCGAGUCCCCACCUACACCAUUUCUUGUCACGCGACCAGUCGGUACCGCCGCCACGCUUUCUUCACGCCAGAAGGCCACAUUCGAGAUGGGGCGAGGCGGUGUCCAUAGAGCGCGAUAUGCCGUAGGCAAGACAGGCGCGCGCAAGCCAGCGAAGAAACCCGUGACCAAGAAAACUGCGCCCACAGACGAUGCACUGGUCGAGCCACCGCCACCCGUGCUAGCCCCAGACAGCACCGUCAUUCCCGACCUGAGCGCGAAGGAGUUCUUCAUCUACCAGUGGCCUUAUCCGCCUCCUAGCGACUUCGCGAACUUGUCGGACGCAAAUCGCAGAUGGAAAGAGAAGACGGACAAGGAAGCAGAGGGCCUAGGAGAAGAGGGUGACGACGACUGGGCUGACUUUGCUGGCGAUCCAGACCUGUAUGCAAACGAGCCUAAAAGUUCGAGCUUGUCGCCGGAGGUCCAGCGCGCGCGCGCCAUUGCAAGCAAUUUCGUUGCCCGUUCAAAGCGGGCGUACCGAGAAGGUCUAUCGUGGGAUGAAUUUGAGGCUGAUGAGAGAUCAGCGGACAGUCUGGCAGCAGCGAAGCAAGAGAAGGACAUGGCCAAGCAAACUACCCUCUUCCGCGAAGGGUUGCGCAACGAUGUUAGAUUGGCAAUCUUUGACGCUAUCAAGAAAAGACUUCGCGCUGAGGUUUGGCUGGAAACCGAAGACGAUGAAGGCUCCAAGGCGAAGGGCAAGCAGAAGCAAGACUCGGCAGUGUCGACGCCAAUACGUCCUUCAACCCCGACGGCAAUUGCAGAUGCGAUCCAAAACGCUCCAGAGUUAGCUGGGCCAUCAGAAUGCACGACGUCUGCUUGGAGAACGAGUAAGGGAGGCCGUCAGGCGAUAUCAAUCUGGCAUGGAGAGGAGCAGGGCGGGGAGGGCGAACAGGAGUCGGAAGAUGAAGUCGACCUUGAUUCGUACAGCCGUGAGCUACCGUUUUGA